Molecule: messenger RNA, 2170 nt
Organism: Salpingoeca rosetta
Lineage: Eukaryota; Choanoflagellata; Craspedida; Salpingoecidae
Exons: 15
Coding region: 218-2170 (650 amino acids)
Biological process (GO): mitochondrial fusion
Cellular component (GO): microtubule; mitochondrial membrane; cytoplasm
Molecular function (GO): GTPase activity; microtubule binding; GTP binding
Source: RefSeq, a predicted model, not a curated record
GUCAGAUUGCCGCAGCAGCCACUCGCCAUCAUCUCCGUCUGAGACAAUUGCUGUGGUCACACACACACACACGCACGCACACGCACACACACACACGCACACACACACACACACACGCACAUACACGCACACAUCACAUCACAUCACGUCACGGGUGCGUGGUUGACAGGGUUGUUUGGUGGACACAUAAGCACGCCCCUUGGCAUUGGGAGCAGCAAUGAUGCAGCGCGGCGUGGGUCGCGCUUCUGCCGCAUUACGGCAGGCAAUACAGCAGCCACUGCGGCAGCAUCACAACAAACCCCACAGCUGUCGGGCGCCACGCCAGCAACAGCCAGCAUCGCAGCAACCACAGCCACGUCAACAGUGUCGGCACUACCACCAGCAGCCGCAACAAGCGCCGGCGGCACAAGCACAGCCAGUUCGGCGGCAGGCACGCUGGUUUGGCGUGCUGUCUUCACAGGCAACGGGCACGACACGCGCAACUGCGGCUGCACGCUCGGGGCUAACUGCACAGCGACGACAUGCGUCGGCAGGCGUACUUGCCUCGCUCUUUGUGCUCUCACGGCGUGCCGUCCUCUACCCAGCCAUUGUCAUCGGUGGCAUCGGCGCUGCCGCCGGCGAGAUCAAGAAACACAUUCCUGACAUGGAGCUACCGCCAGGGAUCAGCGACCUGUCUGAAGGCGUGGAUGGCAUUCUCGGGUAUCUGCGCACGGAGAUGGGCCACGUGCGUGCGCGCAUGACUCCGGGCAUUGCCGACGAGCACGGCAACAUCAAGCCCCACGUGGGCCUUGUACCGACUGCACACUGCACCGCAGCAUCAGAGGACGAUGGCACCACAGGUGGUGACGGCGACCCGUCAACACCGCCCGCCGGCGCCGGCGAUGGCGACGACGACGACAACAGCGCAACAGGCCGCAAUAGCGUGCGAGAGGAGGAGCACAGGCAGCUUGUUGAAGAGCUGCGUGCGCAGGUGCAACAGGGGCAGGAGGCAAUUGACGCCCUGCAGCAGGCCAUGCGCAAGCUGAGGGAGGAGAAGGAGACAGAGAUUGCUCUCUUGCACGAGCAGCUCGCAGACCUGCAGGAGCAGCUCAACAACUCAAAUGAUGCGGCACAGCAAGAACUGCAGGCGGAGCGUGCGCGACUGCAUAAAGUGAUUGAUCAGCUCAAGGCGGAGAACGAGGAACUGCACCGCCUGCAAAUCAUCCGCCAGCAAAAGGGCGCGCACACGCGGCAGAAGCGCGCGAUUGAUCUCUUCGCGGAGAUUCUUGACCUGCGUUCCCAGGUCGACUCGUCCUUCGAUGCACAGGAGCGCCUCCCACGCGUCGUCGUCGUCGGCGACCAGAGCGCGGGCAAGACGAGUGUGCUGGAGGUGCUUGUGCGUGCGCGCAUAUUCCCGCGCGGAGCCGGUGAGAUGAUGACGCGGGCGCCGAUCCAAGUGACCAUGAGCGAGGGCGCACACCACGUGGCGCGCAUCAGGGACGAGGACGUCGUGUACAACCUGCGCAGCGAUGCGGACCUGAGGAAGCUGCGCGACAGGAUUGAGGACCGCAUGCUUAAGUCGCUGGAUGCGGAGAAUGUGGUGAGCAGCCGCACACUUGCGCUUGAGCUUGAAGGCCCUGGUCUGCAGCCCAUGGUGCUCGUCGACCUCCCAGGCAUCAUCCAGCACCACACACGCGGUAUGCCAACAACAACUAAGAACAGCAUCCUCGGCAUGUGCAAGGCGCAUAUUGCAAAUCCAAACGCCAUCAUCCUCUGCAUCCAGGAUGCCUCGCGCGAUGCUGAAUCGAGCAGCGUCGCCGAUCUCGUCAGGGAGGCCGACCCCGAAGGUGACCGCACCGUGUUUGUGCUGACCAAGGUCGAUCUCGCAGAGAAGCUCUCAAUCUCAAAGCAAAAGCUGCGCGCCACGCUCAACGGCGAGCGGUUCAACAUGCACGCGCGUGCAUAUUUUGCUGUCGUCACCGGCACAGCCAACCCGAACGACAGCAUCGACACCAUCCGGCGCACGGAGCGGCAGUACUUUGCCUCCUCGCCGUUCUUCAAGUCCAGCCAGGUCGGCACAGACAAGCUCGGCACUGAUAACCUCUCCAGAAUGGUGUCUGACAUCUUCUGGGAACGCGUCCGUGAAACGGAGACGGAGGAGAAAAAAAACUACAAUAAGAGGGGCGCAUGA